ACUGAAGGAGAACAUGCUCUGUGUCUGAAAAGCCAAUACAGAAAAUACACACAGCAAACCAUGUGCCUGCAGCAUUACUGAAGUGAUUUUUUCAGCUCUGCUAAUAGUGGAAAGGGAAGAAAUAAAGCAAUGCUGCAGGCACUGACUGGACUACAGUUUCAGCUCAGAGGAAAGCUACGGGAUCAAGAGUGGACAGACAAAUACCCUCAAGAAGAAGCCCAUGCACAUUAUUCACAGUGCCAUAUGCCAGUUUCACAGUAUCCUGGGUUCAAUGGCUUUUUUCCACUGGGAACACACUUUUCAUCAGGCAAAGCUCCAGCAAUCUCAGAGGUACAAACACACUUGGAAAAUCAGUCUAGAUACCAUAUCCAGCAAAGCCAGAGGCACCAGGUGAAGCAAUAUCUGACCCUUGACACCAAGCUGUCCAGCCAGACCCUCUCACUGUCCCACUCCCACACAAUCCAGCCUGCAGGAGUGACCUCCAUUUUAAGGAACGGACACAUGCCUCCCGUCAGUGAUACUGGCACACCAGAGAGCCCUGUAACCAAGCUGCUGGCCCUUGGAGGAGAACAUGAAAAUGCGAUGGAAGAGGUUAUUGAAGACAUAAUCAAUAUGGAAUCAAGCUUUAAUGAUGAAGGGAUAGGUUGCUCUGAAACUCCUCUAUUAAUGCAAAGAACUCUAUCUAGCAGCAUUUUGGAUAUAUAUAACAGUGACCAGGGAAUGACACCAGCUAAUAUGGGUCUCACAAAUGCUUCUUGCCCAGCUAAUCUACCAGUAAAAAGGGAACUCACAGAAGCAGAUACAAGAGCAAUGGCCAAAGAGAGACAAAAAAAGGAUAACCACAAUCUCAUCGAGAGAAGAAGAAGGUAUAAUAUUAAUUACCGAAUCAAGGAGCUUGGCACACUCAUCCCCAAGUCUAAUGAUCCUGAUAUGCGCUGGAACAAAGGAACUAUUUUAAAAGCAUCAGUGGAGUACAUCAAGUGGCUACAAAAAGAACAACAGAGAGCCAGAGAAUUAGAACACAGACAGAAGAAAUUAGAGCAUGCUAACAGAAGACUUCUGCUUCGAAUUCAGGAACUAGAGAUUCAGGCACGUGCUCAUGGCCUUCCAGUCAUAUCUUCACUCAGUGCUGUAGAUUUAGCUGCACAGGUCAUCAAGCAACAGUCAUAUCCAGAGGAGAACUCUGUAGACUACUCUCAACAAAUGCCUUUGGCACAUGGACAAAAUUCUGAUGUUUGUGAUGGAUCUACAGCCUUUUCUGAUCCACUUUCACACUUCACUGAUUUGUCCUUCAGUGCAGCUUUAAAAGAAGAGCAACGACUAGAGGAAAUUUUACUGGAUGACACGGUAUCACCAUUUGGAGCAGACCCGCUCUUGUCUGCAACAUCCCCAGCUGCAUCAAAAGAGAGCAGCAGGAGAAGCAGCUUUAGCACAGAUGAUGGAGAUGAUUUAUAAAAGUAGGAAGGGCCUCACACUUCCUUAAACCACUUUCUAAAAGACUUAGUUGAGCGUAAGCAUGGUGUUUGUGCUUGUUUCAAAUACAAAUAUGGAGAACCACUGUGAGGAUAACAGGCAAGAGUUUAAAUCAGUCCUUACUUCACAGGAAAAUGAGAAGGACAUAUCACUUUGCCCAAAAUUCACACCAUCUAUUCACAGCUGACAUUUGCACAAAUCUUUCUUCACUGGAAAUGUUUUGAUAAUUGUUCCAUGACUUUUUACAGCACUAUGAAUGUGGUUACAACAAAAGGAAUAUCCAUGUUACACAAAUGUAUUCAGACUCUUCAAUCUAUACUUACAUUUAUCUGUUAUAAAGAUGAGUUAGUCAUUU
Messenger RNA from Oxyura jamaicensis (ruddy duck), 1828 nucleotides. It is a transcript of the gene TFEC, whose product is annotated as transcription factor EC. Gene Ontology annotation, biological process: regulation of transcription by RNA polymerase II. The record is from RefSeq and is a predicted model, not a curated record. Bases 130 to 1455 code for a protein of 441 amino acids. Lineage: Eukaryota; Metazoa; Chordata; Aves; Anseriformes; Anatidae. Gene Ontology annotation, molecular function: DNA-binding transcription factor activity, RNA polymerase II-specific; protein dimerization activity; RNA polymerase II cis-regulatory region sequence-specific DNA binding. The transcript is spliced from 9 exons. Gene Ontology annotation, cellular component: nucleus.